AUGGCUGCUCGUAUCAGAGGGAUCCUGAAGAACGUGAAAGACCACAUCAGAGAGUGCUCUUCGUGUCAGAGCCGGAGAGGCGCCGAUGACGGCUCUGGAUCUCGACCCUUCAGCCGGCCGGGGAGACGCAAGGCGGCCGCCGCUAACGCUAACGCUAAUAAUGAGGAAGAGGAGGAAGAGGAGGAAGAGGAGGGAGACGAUAGUUUGGUCUUCACUGACUCGUCUUCUCAGCUCAGAUCCAUGAAGACGCCGGUGAAGCACGAACUGGUGUUUGUGGACAGUAAAGGAGAGGUGAAUCAGUUCCUUCCUAAUCACAGUCAGACGAUGUUGGACAAACUGAACCAGCAGCGUCUCACCAACCAGUUCUGUGACAUCACGCUGCUGAUUGAGGGGGAGGAGCAUCGCGCCCACAAGGCCGUGCUGGCGGCGUGCAGCGAGUACUUCAACGAGCUCUUCUUCGAGAAGGGCGCCGCCUCCACGCACGAGGCCGUGGUGGACCUCUCCGGCUUCACCAAAGUCAGCUUCCUGCCGCUGCUGGACUUCGCCUACACGUCCGCGCUCACCUUCAACUUCUGCGUCAUGGCCGACAUCGCCAACCUGGCUCGCCACCUGCUGAUGACGGAGGUGCUGCAGAUCUGCGAGUCGGUGCACAAGCAGGUGGAGGAGCAGAAGCUGACAGUGUACCAGAGGGGAGACGUGCACACGGUGGUGUCCAGCCAACCGGCGCCAGCUCGGGACGGCACCAAGGAUGAGUCGACCGCCUUCUUGGUCACCAUGGAGAGCGACGGCCGGGGCGUGGUCACGCAGAGCGGCGAGCCCGUGGCAUUUGUCGCUCCUCCCGAGGAGGACGCCUACGCCCAGCGGUCCGUGAGCGACGUCGCCGAGGGAGAAGAGGUGCAUUGUGGGGAGGCCGGACAGAGCGAGACGGUGACCCUGAUCGCUCAGGAGCCGGGAGAGACGCUCACCCUUAUCUCUGGCGGCGCGGAUGGACCGGAGGGCGACACGAUGACCGUGGUCACGCACAGCGGGCAGGCCGGGGCCAGCGAGUCCCUCGCCGUGGUGUCCGCCUGCCUGGCGAUGGAGGAGCAGCCGCCGGCCUUUGAGGCCUUCGUCAUCAACGUGGACCCGGGGAAAGGGAGUCCCUCGGAGGUCUUCAAGCUGGCCUCUGAAGCGACGAUGGCGGCGGCGGUAGAAUCGGCUCCUCCCACUCCCCAGAAACGUAAACGUGGACGUCCGGCGAAGGCGAAGAGGGAGGUGGAGGAGUUCGUCCCUCUGGAGGAGGAGGAGCCGUCUGCUGACGAAGGACACGGAGACAAACAGGACACCGACGACCCCAACAGAAGACGACUCCGGCAGCGCUCCAUCGCUGAAGGGGGGUACGCCCGGCUCCACAUGGGGCUGGAGGAGGAGGAGGGGGGGAGGGGGGGGGCAACCUCGUCCUCACCGAGAGCCGUCACUCCGAAGGUAAGUUUAAAUACACAGUCUAUCAAAUAUAGAAUAUAUGAAGAGCAACGGAUCAGAUCAAGAGAAACAUGAUGAUCCACGUUGUUAAAGAUCAGUAAACAUCACAAAUAUUACGUUAUACUUUUACUUUGUUUUAGUAAUGUAGUGUUCUCUUUCUUCAUAAAAACACACAAUUCAA
Molecule: messenger RNA, 1642 nt
Organism: Anarrhichthys ocellatus (wolf-eel)
Lineage: Eukaryota; Metazoa; Chordata; Actinopteri; Perciformes; Anarhichadidae
Product: zinc finger and BTB domain-containing protein 11-like
Exons: 4
Coding region: 1-1536 (511 amino acids)
Biological process (GO): regulation of transcription by RNA polymerase II
Molecular function (GO): RNA polymerase II cis-regulatory region sequence-specific DNA binding; DNA-binding transcription factor activity, RNA polymerase II-specific; protein binding
Source: RefSeq, a predicted model, not a curated record